This is a messenger RNA of Mycena indigotica, 1725 nucleotides long. Its product is annotated as High affinity methionine permease. Gene Ontology annotation, cellular component: membrane. Gene Ontology annotation, biological process: amino acid transmembrane transport. Lineage: Eukaryota; Fungi; Basidiomycota; Agaricomycetes; Agaricales; Mycenaceae. The record is from RefSeq and is a predicted model, not a curated record. The transcript is spliced from 11 exons. Bases 1 to 1725 code for a protein of 574 amino acids. Gene Ontology annotation, molecular function: L-amino acid transmembrane transporter activity.
AUGUCGAACGACGAUGAGCGCAGCGGCCUCCUCGCUACCAACUCCCACUACGGCUCCAUCUCUGGCUCCCCGUUGGAAGGAGCUGCGGUCGAAGGAAAUGACACCUCUGGCGAAGCCUUCGACAAUGUGCCUCAGACAAGACGGCAGCUGGGCGUUGCGAGCGCCGCUUUCCUGAUCUUCAAUCGUGUCAUUGGGACCGGAAUCUUUGCAACGCCAAGUGUCAUUCUCCACUCUUCGGGCAGCGCUGGUGUGGCGCUUCUCAUAUGGAUCCUGGGGGCGCUUAUUGCGGCGGCGGGGACGACGGUUUAUGUCGAGCUGGGCACAGUUAGACACCCUCCUGCUUACGCGGCACAAGCUUAUCUAAACUUGCAGGGCUUACCACGGAGUGGAGGGGAGAAGAACUAUCUGGAAUAUAUGUAUCGGCGCCCCAAGUUCAUGAUAACUUGUGCCUACGCUGUCUACACUUUCAUAUCGGGAUCAAGCGCAACCAAUGGAAUCGUCUUCGGAGAAUACCUCAUCCGGGCUCUUGCAAUCCCGCCAUCGACCUCGGCAACCUUCUCUGCCUCGCGCAUCAUUGCACUCAUCGUGCUCACUUUCAGUCUACUCAUGAUCGGCGUCUUCAGCAAGGCUGGGGUCCGCCUGCAAAACAUUCUUGGCUCGUUCAAACUGUUCAUCCUCGCAGGCAUCGCUAUUCUCGGCCUAUUAUCUCUCGUCGGCCUUCCGGGCAUUGCUGUCCGUCCAGAAUACGAGACGCCCGAUAACCUGGUUUCGUGGGCCGCAUUGUGGAAGGGAAGCAAGGGAGAUGCAAACUCGCUCGUGACUGCUUUAUAUAAUGUUAUUUGGUCGUUUAUAGGCUACUCUAACGCAAACUACGCGUUAUCUGAGGUCAAGGACCCAGUUCGGACGAUCAAGCGAGCCGCCCCGCUGGCAAUUGUGUCCGUUGCCGUCGUCUACAUGCUGGUCAACAUCGCGUAUUUUGGGGUCGUCUCCCGCGGAGACAUCCUCAAUAGCCGCCAGAUUGUCGCUGCAUUAUUCUUUAGAAACCUCUUUGGGCCAGCGACCGAGCGGAUCCUCAGUGCUGCUAUUGCACUCUCGUCUCUCGGAAAUAUAUUAGCCGUUCUUUUCACUCAAGGACGAGGCGAGUGCCUCGUAGUUUCAAGCGCCGUUGUCCAAGAGCUGGCGCGGGAAGGCAUCCUCCCAUUCUCUGCUUUCCUCGCUAGCAACAGGCCAUUUGGCGCGCCGUUGAACGCCCUUUGGUUUCUCUGGGGAAUCUCGGUGCUGGGAGUCAUUUUGCCACCAGCAGGCGAUGCAUACUUGUUCUUGUUGAGCAUGUCUUCAUACUCCCUCACCCUUGUCAAUACUGGUGUCUCAUUCGGCCUUCUAUUGCUACACAGCUCAUACCGGAAGAGCUGGCACUGGGACCCGCCGUUCCGGGCACCACUUGCCGUCAUCAUUGGCUUUUUCCUUUCCAACGUGUUUUUAGCGGUGACGCCAUUAAUUCCGCCUGCGCCAGGAAAAGAGACGUUCGAACGAAUACCUUACUAUAUGCACAUUCUCGUGACAAUCCUUGCUUCCCAACUGGGGGUGCUGUAUUGGGCAGUCUUUUUCCGCUGGCUACCGCAAAGAGGCGGGUACGAGCUGAAGCGAGAGCAGGUGCUGCAAGACGAUGGUGUUUCUCGCGUCGUGUUUGUAAAGGUACCGAAGGUUGGGUCAUCCAGAACUUGA